Messenger RNA from Oppiella nova, 379 nucleotides. The record is from the annotation of a GenBank genome assembly. NCBI's taxonomy places the organism in Eukaryota, Metazoa, Arthropoda, Arachnida, Sarcoptiformes, Oppiidae.
CGAUUGACGCAAUGCUUGUAUGCGUUCAGUGAGUCAAUCACAACAACAACACAACUGUCAUCUCAACACACCAUCCAUUGAAUCCAUUGAAUCCAGUGAUACCAUCACUCAAGCCAUGGACCAAAUGGAUGAUAAUAACCUUCGCUACGAACUCGAGUCACGGGGACAGUCCAUCGGACCCAUUGUCGACUCGACUCGUGAGUUGUAUCGACGACUCCUCAAGCGAUUGAUGGACGAAGAGUUGGAUCAACUGAUUGGCGGACAGCAGGAGCCCAUCGACGCCGACGACGACACCGAAGAGGAGGACGAGGAGGAAGAGCUGGACAUCCAUUCAGUGAAUUCCGGCGCGAAGACAGCGAUUGAACCGAAAUCGUCGUUC